Adineta steineri is the source of this 123-nucleotide messenger RNA. The record is from the annotation of a GenBank genome assembly. NCBI's taxonomy places the organism in Eukaryota, Metazoa, Rotifera, Eurotatoria, Adinetida, Adinetidae.
AAAGCAAUUGAACAAAUAAACCAAUUGUAUACAACUUGUGAAAAAACAAUUGAACGUCUUCGUCGUGCUGUAACAUUACGAGAACUGCGACGAAUAAAUACAACUGGAUAUAUUACUUCAUAA